GCGAGAUGGAUCGUCUUCGCUUGUUCUAGAGCAUUUAUCGCCUACCCAGACGCGCAAAACUAUGGCGCAGAGCUCGGGGAGGCCAACGCUGUCGCUGGAGCAGAAGCUCGUCGCGGAUGGAGUUGCGUCGGACGUCGUGCGCGCUUGUUGCCAACUGUUUGGGAGCUACGAAGAGGCCAAGCCCUACCUGGCGGGAGCACACACCGGGUUGCCGGGCGGCGGCGAAGUAAAGGAGUACUGGUCGCUCAAGUACCACAGGUACUACUACCACGCUGGGGACGCAGCCAACACGACGUGGGAGUUCCCACACCAGUUGCAGCUGUCCGAGUGGCUGCUGGACGCGUCCAUCAGUGGGCUGGAUGUGGGCGCCUGCCGCAAGCUGCUGAGCGCGCUGCUGUGGGCGGUGCAGACCAACGCAUACAAGGGCGAGUACCUGUGGACGGCGCUGGGGCUGCUGGGGCGGCUGACGGCCAACAUCGUGGAUUGCGGCAACACGCUGGAGAAAUACCGCACCAUCCGCAAAUCCAACCCGCGCAUUCGCGAGGCGCUGGACACGCUGGCCGGCUGCGGCGAGGCGGUGCUGCUGGCGGCGGGAUUCGUGCCCGGGCGGGGUGCCGAGGGCAACGACACACUUAUCUUCCCGGGCGCCGGCGCGGACCUGCGGCCGCUGACGCUAGUGAACGCCAAGCUACAACAGCUCAUAGCACACAAGGGGUUCACGGGCCAGGCACGGGAGCAUGAUGACACCGGGGACACGCCCGCGUCACGACACUCUGGCACGCCCGGCUUCAGGUACCAACAAGUCAUCCACGAAUGCAGCUGCUGCAGUCGGCCAAUCAACGAUGGAACUGACAAGCUGGUGACACGCAAGUUCGAUACACCACCCGGCGAGUUCCGGUACGAGUGCGAGACGUGCAGCGGCUACAACCUUUGUGAGACUUGCUGGGACAAGUUCAUGGGCGGCACGCUGUCUCCGGCGCACCCUCGCGAGCACCCCUUCCGCACGCACCAUCCUAAGGCGGCGCAGCACAACCUGCACAGCGCGGAGAGCGCCAACAACCCGUGGGGCGUGCAGCUGGCGGGCGGCAGCGCGGCGCGCGCCCGGGAGCGGCUCAAGGACCGGACAGGGUUGUAGCCCCAGUGGUGGCAAGCAUGUUUGGGGGAAUAGAAAGCGAGCAACGGUCGAUGGCGUGGGCAUGCACGGACAGUAUGUGUGCACGGACGCUACUGGGACUACGUGACUGAAUGCGGGUGGUGGAAGGAGACUGCGCUGCAGGCCGCAGGAUGUACAUGACGGUACUGAUACAAUAAUGGUGGAAGUGACACGGGCGCAAGCGUACUUGUUAACCGCUAGCGGGCACGAAGCUUGGAUGAUGGCCCAUCGCCCAGAGUUACACGGGGUGGACGGGCACAGACGCUGCGACGCACAAGGUUGAGCAUGGCAAUGAAUGGCAGGUUGGCAGGGUUUCUACAUUGGGGCCCGCUUCUUGCCGCUCCCCAAAGAUGCAAGCCCUGGACAAACGGCGGCGCCCAGGGCAAGCCAGGGGUACCCUCAGGCGAGCAGGCAACAGAUGCGUUUGGUUGUAACUCCAGGCAGGU
Messenger RNA from Chlamydomonas reinhardtii, 1599 nucleotides. RefSeq lists its product as uncharacterized. Bases 62 to 1135 code for a protein of 357 amino acids. The record is from RefSeq and is a predicted model, not a curated record. Lineage: Eukaryota; Viridiplantae; Chlorophyta; Chlorophyceae; Chlamydomonadales; Chlamydomonadaceae. The transcript has 11 exons.